This is a messenger RNA of Suillus subaureus, 1992 nucleotides long. RefSeq names its product putative phosphatase regulatory subunit-domain-containing protein. Lineage: Eukaryota; Fungi; Basidiomycota; Agaricomycetes; Boletales; Suillaceae. The record is from RefSeq and is a predicted model, not a curated record. Gene Ontology annotation, biological process: regulation of glycogen biosynthetic process. Gene Ontology annotation, cellular component: protein phosphatase type 1 complex. The transcript has 2 exons. The coding region runs from base 1 to 1992 and encodes 663 amino acids. Gene Ontology annotation, molecular function: protein phosphatase 1 binding; glycogen binding.
AUGAGUUUUGUAGCAUCUGAUGUCUACCGUGCCCGCUCAACAACACCAACAUUCUCAAACGAACGCGGUCCAGGAGCUUUUGUAUCAUUAGGCUCCCUUCCAAGACGAAAGUCUCAAUCUCCCACUUAUCACCAAGGCCGCAAGUUGGCCGCAUUCCAUAUUCAUGGUGCUGACGACCCCGAUGACCGCUCGUCUGAUUCCCUCGACGAGCAGGCCACUAUUCCUACCAAACCCCCAGUGAAAAUUUCACAGGGCGUUUUGCAAUUGCCUCCGGCUGUUCCCUUUCCCCUUUGUUCCCCCUCUCCCCCACCUUCACCCCCCAUUACAUCUCCUCGACCACAACCGUCUCGUACAUCAUCAAUAAUUCUUCCCAAUGGAAAACUACUCAAGUCAUCACUUAAAUCGUCAACCUCCACCCUCUCCAUCUCCACUCCUCCACUUGAACCCCAGCACACUAGUAAUCAUCUCCACUUGCGUUCCCGAUCCGAACCAUCAACCCCUACUGCGCAUGCUCCAAAAAAUGUGCACUUCCCCGACACUGAUAUUGGCCUGGCCUCUGUUCGCGUUUUCAGCCGCUCGGCCCGUCCAGCGGCAGUCAGCACCCCCGACGAUGAGACAGAGACGGAAGGCGAGGAUCAUCCCUCAACCGGGUUCCCCUUCCCAAAACUCCCCUCUGCGAUACCGAAUUUUGAGAUGGACACCGCUAUCUCAUCAGUGGUGCCCGUCACUAAUCACCCGCAUCAUGCGAAUAUCAUAAUCGAGUCUCUCACUUUUUCGCAAGCUUCGUCAAAAGGUGCCAACCCUCAUUUAAGCGGUACCCUUCUAGUGCGCAAUCUGGCAUACGAGAAGCACGUCGCUGUGAGGUUUACCCUUGACGAAUGGCAAACUGUCAGUGAAGUGAGAGCGCAAUAUGUUGUUUCCGUUCCAUCACUUCCGCCCGUAUUUUCACUGUCUUCCUCGUCGAAAACAACAACUGUUGGCGACCUCAUUGCUCUAGGGGCAGACAAGCGCGGGUGGGAUCGUUUUUCUUUCCUUAUUCGCUUGGAAGACUAUGCACACAGCUUGGGGUCGCGAGUGUUGUGGCUUGCCGCACGUUAUAGGGUGCAUUCGACAUAUCUUUUGUCAACGGAAGCUUCAGGUCCUGGUGGUGAAUGGUGGGAUAACAACAAUGGCGGAAACUACCGUGUUGCUUUCCGCGCGGCGCGACCGACAUCUAGCAGGCCUCGGAGAGAGACAACACCUGAAGCUAUCAUACCUUCGAGGGUGACACUACCUGCGCCCCGCGAACAUGCUCACGGCCCAUUUACUUCGCCGUUGAGUUCAAAUUCGCCCCCGACAUUCGGACACAAUAUGACAUUCUUGUCUUCCUCGCCAACGAAAGACGGGAAGGAGGGAGUUUCAUCACUGCCGAGGUCAGGGAAGCUCCGUCUUACUAACUAUGCUGCACCUCCCGUGGUCUCUGCAGUUUCUCCCACUUUCUCUGCGUCUUCAUUGCCUACGCAGCACUCUAAUUCUCCACCCUCAUCUCCCUCGCUAGUUCAACGCCCAACGCUCCAGGUCCCUGUCACGCAAUCGCGUGACUGCGACUCCCCUUCACCUGCUUCUUCGACGCUCUCAACGCCGUCCGCUUCACCCAACAUAGCCCCGCGGGUGAUGAUUGGUGGGCAUCCAGCGAACUACGCAUGCCCUGAGCCGACGCACAUUGAUGACUGGGAGUGGAUGGCGCCGCCGACACAGGCUGUGAUGUCGAAGCGGCCAACUGCGCAGAGGAGUGUCACAGAUGGGCCAGCUGAUCUUGCUGGAUCUGGUGUGCCUGGAUUGCCUCCUCGAGCGCAUUCGUCUGCAGUACUUGGAUCGCCUAGUAGCGAUGGCCUGUCUGGCGAUUCGCUGUAUAAUGCGUUUGUGACGCGGUGGUGCUUUGCCCAAGGGUCACCCACUGCGAGUCCAUAUCACGGACCACUCACAAGCAGCGACGGGGGUAUUUUGGCGUGA